Molecule: messenger RNA, 1722 nt
Organism: Puccinia triticina
Lineage: Eukaryota; Fungi; Basidiomycota; Pucciniomycetes; Pucciniales; Pucciniaceae
Exons: 10
Coding region: 1-1722 (573 amino acids)
Source: RefSeq, a predicted model, not a curated record
AUGAUAACCCGAAACCGAGCUUUUCGAUCGAUGGGGAUAUGUGGGCAUUAUGAUACUUCAACAGAGAUCGGCGUCUGUCUCUGGAGUGGAGCUGAACAAAAUAAUCCGACGGUGGAAACUGCUGGCUGGCUUAACGGGCUGAAGACCUCUAACUGCGGCAAAAGGGUGUAUAUUCAAAGGAAGGGGAGGCCCGAUACUGUCCAGUACGCCAAAGUCCUUGAUGGCUGCUCUUUCGAUGAGACUUCAUCUUGGCCGGGAUGCUUUGAAAUUGCUAUAACUACAAAGCUCUUUGAGCUUUUUCGUCCAACCAAAAAAGAACGGGAUGCUGGAUAUAUUCUUGGUGGCUUCACUUGGGACUUCCAGGCGCCUGCCCCGCGACCACAGCCGCUGCAUGCGUAUCCACAACCACCCCAAGUACCGCCCAACUUGCAGCCGCAACCCCACUCCUCGCCGCCGCGCUCCCAGGUCGCCUCUCCCGCCCACCCACCACGCCAGCAGCAAUCAAAGGAAUCCGCCGCGUCCAAAUUCAAGGGCCCUCCAAGGGCAAUCAUCCUUGAAUUUGCGGUUUUUGCCCCUUCUGUUGCCCACGAGAUCGCCCUAGCUCAGAAGGGGAAACCGACGCCGGCCGUGCCCGAAUGGUCAAAGUUAGGCCACGCAGGCGUCAUUACCUGGAUGGUCCACCUCUUGGACUACUCGUUUGACUUGUUCAAACAAGAUUUCAUCACAAGGGUGUCGGUCAAUCGCGAACAUGUCUGCACGCAUUUGAGGAAGUUGGAGUUGGAGGGCAAUAAGAUCCAGUGGCGGUGCACGAUCCACAACAAUCGUGUUUUCGGAGUCGCCCGCAACACGGCAGUCACAUCCAAGGAAGAAUGGUCGAACUUCGUGACAGAGGUAGCUCGCAACCCCGGGAAUGAGGUCAAAGUGAAAAUCACCAUGCAGGACCCAUCAGUCCUGGAGAAGCAGGCUGCCGCGGCCUUGAUUCCGAUCUACACGAAUAACUUGUGGCAGUGGGCACGGGCCAUCCGUCACGGGGCCCCAGGAGUGGACUACGACAAUCCCCCCAGGUCAAAGGACUUCGUAAGCGAAAAAGUUCCCAUCCUCACCCUAGACGAGGUCGCCGAAAAGGCGCCGAUCCAUCGCAAAGGCAAAGGCGGCGGCAAGGCCGCCAAAUCCAACUCCGCCACCCCAAAGUUCACUACAGCCCGGGUCACCGCAAACGGGAUCGUCCGCCCCCCCCGGAUGAUCCAUGAUACACCGACGCCGGCUCGGGUUGGUUCGGAUCGCGCGAAGGCGGGGGCCUCGCGGGCAACAACCAGUACACCCCAAGCGGCGCCGCCACCGAUUCAACCCCCUUCACCUCGGAUCCCAGUGCCCGCCGUGUCCUAUUGGGGGGAUCCUUGCGACGGCGAGAUGGCUCCUAUAUCCCAACCACGCGUCCCCAUAAACGCCCGGGUGGGGGUGCCCAUCCAAUCAGAAUCCCCUCAGGGGUUGCCUGACGUCAACGAGCUGGACCGCCUGAGCCCAAGUGCCCCGGGGUCGCCCUCCGAGUCGCAGGCCAACUCGUCGGACACCGAUCACUACCCUGAGGACCCAGCCGAGCAUGACGCAAUGGAGCGUGCACUGCGCCCCUUCGCCCGGCCGCCAGCUAAGUCCCCACAGCAGUCAAUCUCCGUGGCCAGCACGGAAAUCGAUUAUGUUUUCCUCUUACUCUUAUAUCUGUGA